AAGACGACGUCGACGUCGGUACGUCUGUUAACUGACGUCAGCACGCAGUGUUGCUGUACCUCCACUCUGCUAGUCAGUUAGCAUGAGAAUCUCUGAGGCGUCGGUGUAACAGAUUACAGUUUAGGUUCUCAGUAGAUUCACACUGAAACCUUCACAUCUCCGCCGGCACCAUGAGCACGUUGUGGAUGGGGAACCUGGACUCCUACAUGGAUGAGAAGUUUAUCAUCAGAUCCUUUUCCACCAUGGGGGAGCAGGUGGUCAACGUGAGGAUCUUGCGAAACAAGAUGACGGGUGUGUUGUCGUCCAGCGGCGCCCUGGGGUACUGUUUUGUGGAGAUGACAGAUGAGGCCACAGCUGAGAGGUGUCUCCGCAAAAUCAAUGGGAAAGCUUUACCAGGAGCCAAUCCGCCCACAAGAUUCAAGUUAAACCGAGCCAACUUUGGGAAACAAGAGAGUGGUCAGAUGUAUUCUCUGUUUGUUGGAGAUCUCACUCCAGAGGUGGAUGAUGGGAUGCUUUAUGAGUUCUUUUACAACCGCUACCCCACCUGCCGGGGUGGAAAAGUGGUGCUGGACAGCAUGGGCAACUCCAAGGGCUGCGGCUUUGUUCAGUUCCCAGAUGAGCGGCUGCAGAAGCGGGCAUUAGAUGAGUGUCAGGGGGCUGUGGGACUGGGGAGUAAACCUCUUAGACUCAGCCUGGCUGCCAACAAUUUAAGGAACCGGCAGCCGCACCAGCAGCAGCAGCAGCACUCCGAAAAAUCAUGGCAGUCAAGCUCAAGUUACAGACACAGCUAUGACCAGUACAACCAGUACCAGCAGCAGGCAUAUCCUGGGUAUUACCCUUCCUGGGGCUAUGACCAGUCUGGUGGAGGAGGGUAUGGCUACAACUAUCAGCAGUAUGAUUACACACAGUAUCCCCCACCACAGGAGAGUGAAGCUGUUCAGGAUGAUGGACUUGAAGAUCCCAGUCCACAGCUGGAUGUGGUGGAGGCCAACAGGAAGUUCAUGGAGCACAGUGAGGAGCUGUACGACGCUCUGAUCGAGAGUCACUGGCAGUCAGCUGACCUCUCAGUGGAGCAGGAACACGUGACGUCCAGCUUACCAGAGCCCAUCUACUGCUGAAGCUCUCUGGACCCUCCUAGGGUUUUUUUUAAAUUUGCUGCUGACAUUUUGACAGUAUGGAUUAUUUUCUUAAGGAAACAAAUAAAAUUUGUCUUUGUUAUAAAUCUUAUUAAGGGUAUAAACCAAUGGAAAUGCACUGUGUAAAAACACAUUCCUGAGUUACAACAAAUACAUAUUUUGGAUUAAUUUAUGCAUUUACUAAAUACACUGAAUUAAAAGGACAUGUUAAAGUGAUAAAUGCAAAAUAUUUUAUAAUUACCAACAUGUAAUAUCAAAUUAAACAUCUUAAAAACUUAAAGAAGGAAAUUCCUCUACACAACCUCUUGACCCCAUGUAGGUGAGUCCGUGUUAAACAGUAGUAAUAGAAUUGUUAUGAUCCAGAUCUACUGAUAUUAAAGCCCCAUAUGAAUGUGA
Scophthalmus maximus (turbot) is the source of this 1532-nucleotide messenger RNA. Its product is annotated as tRNA selenocysteine 1-associated protein 1. Gene Ontology annotation, molecular function: tRNA binding. NCBI's taxonomy places the organism in Eukaryota, Metazoa, Chordata, Actinopteri, Pleuronectiformes, Scophthalmidae. Gene Ontology annotation, cellular component: nucleus. The coding region runs from base 171 to 1118 and encodes 315 amino acids. The record is from RefSeq and is a predicted model, not a curated record. Gene Ontology annotation, biological process: selenocysteine incorporation. The transcript has 9 exons.